AUGAAGUUGUCAUCGCUGCUAUGUAUAGCCGCCGUCGUUCCCAGCAUCGCGGCGGGAAGAUACCUACAUUCCACUUCUGGCCACGAUAACUCGCAGCUAGCACGUGGCUCUCAUGCACCUCCGAUUGCACAACAUCCGGGCUCGGGCUUUCGCCAUCAACUUGACACCAGAUGUGCUGCCUUGUGCGCACAGCUGAAGCGGCAGUUUCCGGCCGAGUGUCAGCACGAGGACGAGCCCGGUUACACUCAAGGGCAACAGCUUUAUUGGUCACAGCAACAGCAGCAAUGCGCACCGACUUGCCGUUUUGUGCCAACAUGCGUUGAACAGGUAGCCACCGUAAUCAAGCGAAUCCGGGCAUUUAAUUGUUCUUUCGCAGUCAAGAGUGGUGGCCACGGGUCUUUCCUUGGAGCCUCGAACAUCCCGAAUGGCAUCACCAUCGACUUGCGUAAGCUGAACACAAUCAACGUGUUGCCAGAGCAGAACAUUACGCAGCUUGGCACCGGAAAUCGCUGGGAAGAUGUCUACUCGAAGCUGGAUCCUAUGGAUUUGGCGGUUAUCGGUGGCCGGAACGGCGACAUUGGUGUGGGUGGCCUCACACUAGGCGGUGGCAUAUCCUUCUUCUCUGGCUACCACGGCUGGGCCUGCGAUAACGUCGAGAACUAUCAGGUCGUCCUUGCAAAUGGCUCGAUCGUCGAGGCAAAUCCACAGUCGAAUCGAGAUCUCUUCUUCGCAUUGCGUGGCGGUGGCAACAACUUCGGCAUUGUGACACGCAUGGAUCUGAAGACAUUCAAGCAAGGUCAGCUUUGGGGAGGAUCAACAGUCUACUCACCAGACCAGAACGCAUCGCUAUAUGAUGCCUUCUACUGGUUCAACCAGAAUGCUCGCGAUGACCCGAACGCCGCCCUGAUCGUGUCAGCUGCUUGCGUCAAGGAUGUUGGCUGCCUGUUUUCCAACAACUACAACUACAUCCAGCCGGAGGUCAACCCGCCCGUCUUCGACAACUUCACGCGCAUCGAGAAUAUUACCUCGACACAGCGGGUAUCGAAGCUGUCGAACUUCACUGCGGAGUUGAAGGCGACGCAGCCACCUGGGUAUCGCCAAGCAUUCUGGAGUAUCACCCUCAAGAACGAUGCAGAUCUGAUGAAGACAAUCUACAACGAGAUCUGGCACCCUGCAGUGCAGCCACUGAUGGAAAUCGAUGGCUUUCUGGGCACUCUUGUCUUCCAGCCUAUAACGGAGCCCAUCAUCGAAAACUUUGCCAAGAACGGUGGCAACGCACUGGGUAUUGACUGUUCGGAUGGUCCGCUUGUCAUACUCAACAUGGACUUCCAAUGGAACUCCACCCAGGAUGACGAACAGAUCUUGAGCACCCAAGAAGACAUCAUAGCCCGGUCGAAGGCACUCGCAGAAUCUCGUGGGUUUAGUCACCGAUACAUCUACCAGAACUACGCCUACAUCAAGCAAGAUGUAUUCGAUGGCUAUGGCCCAGAGAGCAAGGCCAAGCUGCUGGAGGUGCAGGAGAAGUAUGACCCGGAGCAAUUGUUCUCGAGAUUGCAGCCAGGGUACUUCAAGCUCAGGUAG
This is a messenger RNA of Fulvia fulva, 1581 nucleotides long. RefSeq names its product FAD-dependent monooxygenase prx3. Lineage: Eukaryota; Fungi; Ascomycota; Dothideomycetes; Mycosphaerellales; Mycosphaerellaceae. Gene Ontology annotation, molecular function: FAD binding. The record is from RefSeq and is a predicted model, not a curated record. Bases 1 to 1581 code for a protein of 526 amino acids. The transcript has 4 exons.